UAUGCAACCCCACCAAUCAUUUUCUGCUCCUCUCGACCCCGAAUCCCCACUGCCAUCUCUCUCCCUCUCUCACGCUCUCUCUAUCAAUGGCUUCCGAUUCCUCUCCCGCCAACUUCGUCAACGGAGCGUCCUCUCCUGACGACUCGAACUCUAGCCCGAUCGGCAACACGUUCUCGUCCCCUGGCGAUGCCGUGAGGCGGCGUAGUCGGCGGCGAUCCACUACGCCCUCGGCGUACACGACCCCUCCCCCUCCCCCGCCGCAGCCGCACCAAUCCCGAUUCGCCGCGUCAGACGCGAACCCAGCCCUAACUCCGACCCCGAAUUCGCGCCGUGGCCGUGGGCGGAGAGCGCCCUCGACGACGCCGAUUGCGACCACGCCCUCGUCCACGGACGACGCCGCGGCCUCCUCCGAGGGCGGAGACGGCUACGACGCCGACGACGCGCGGCCGACCUUCGUGUGGGGCACGAACAUAAGCGUUGAGGAUGUCAACGAGGCGAUAUAUCGGUUCUUAAAGCAUUUCCGGGAGAGUUCGUCUGUGUCGGAGGACGAUGGGCUGCUUUUGGAAGGGAAAUAUGAGACGGCGAUUAAGAGGGUUCUUGAAGUCGAGGGAGAUUCGCUUGAUGUCGAUGCACAGGAUGUGUUUGGUUAUGAUCCUGACUUGUACACCAAGAUGGUAAGGUACCCUCUUGAGGUCCUUGCGAUUUUUGACAUUGUUUUGAUGAACAUGGUGGGCCGGAUUAACCCCUUGUUCGAGAAGCACAUUCAAACUCGGAUUUUCAAUCUCAAGAGCUCAAUUUCAAUGAGAAAUCUCAACCCAUCUGAUAUUGAGAGGAUGGUAUCAAUGAAGGGAAUGAUUAUUCGGUGUAGCUCGAUAAUACCCGAGAUCAGGGAAGCGUUAUUUAGGUGUCUUGUGUGUGGAUUCUAUUCCGAUCCUGUUGUGAUAAAUAGAGGACAAAUUACUGAACCUAGGGUGUGCUUAAAGGAGGAGUGUCAGGCUAGGAACUCCAUGACACUGGUUCACAACCGAUGCAGGUUUACUGAUAAGCAGAUUGUGAGGCUCCAGGAGACACCUGAUGAGAUCCCUGAAGGAGGGACACCACACACAGUUAGCUUGUUGAUGCAUGAUAAGCUGGUGGAUGCUGGGAAGCCAGGUGACAGAGUCGAGGUUACUGGGAUUUAUAGGGCUAUGACCGUUAGAGUUGGACCAACACAGAGGACUGUAAAAUCAUUAUUUAAGACUUACAUUGAUUGUCUUCAUAUAAAGAAAACUGACAAGUCAAGAAUGGUGGCAGAUGAUCCCAUGGAUGUCGAGAAUCCCUCGAGUAGAAGCACAGAAGAUACCCCUUUUGAUGAAGAGAAGGUUGAGCAAUUGAAAGAGCUGUCGAAACUUCCUGAUAUAUAUGACAGACUAACAAGGUCAUUGGCACCAAACAUCUGGGAGCUAGAUGAUGUGAAGAAAGGCCUCCUUUGCCAGCUUUUUGGUGGAAAUGCUUUGAAGUUGCCAUCUGGUGCUAGCUUCCGUGGGGAUAUCAAUAUCCUUCUUGUUGGUGAUCCAGGAACCAGCAAGUCCCAGCUUCUUCAAUACAUACACAAGCUAGCGCCUCGUGGCAUUUACACCAGUGGAAGGGGGAGCUCUGCUGUUGGCUUGACUGCUUAUGUUACCAAAGAUCAUGAAACAGGAGAAACUGUUCUGGAGAGCGGAGCAUUAGUUUUAAGCGACAGAGGCAUCUGCUGCAUUGAUGAAUUUGAUAAAAUGUCUGAAAAUGCGAGGAGCAUGUUGCAUGAGGUUAUGGAACAACAAACUGUUUCAAUAGCUAAGGCAGGAAUUAUUGCUUCCCUUAAUGCUAGGACUUCAGUAUUGGCUUGUGCAAAUCCAAGUGGUUCACGUUAUAAUCCUCGCUUGUCUGUGAUUGAUAACAUACACCUUCCUCCUACCUUAUUGUCCAGGUUCGAUUUGAUUUACUUAAUUCUUGAUAAGGCUGAUGAGCAGACAGACAGGCGCCUUGCCAAGCAUAUUGUUUCAUUACACUUUGAGAAUCCUGAGAGUGCAGAGCAGGAUGUCUUGGACCUUUCUACAUUAAUUGCGUAUUUGGGCUAUGCCCGUAGGCAUAUUCACCCACAGUUAUCUGAUGAAGCUGCUGAAGAGUUGACUAGAGGGUAUGUUGAGAUGAGGAGGAGAGGAAAUUUCCCAGGAAGUAGCAAGAAGGUGAUAACAGCAACGCCUAGGCAGAUUGAGAGUUUGAUACGACUUAGUGAAGCCCUUGCUCGAAUUCGCUUCUCAGAAUGGGUCGAAAAGCAUGAUGUAAUGGAAGCAUUUCGGCUUCUGGAAGUUGCAAUGCAACAGUCAGCAACAGAUCACUCUACUGGAACUAUUGACAUGGAUCUUAUCACUACUGGAGUUUCAGCAAGUGAAAGGAUGAGACGGGAGAGUUUAUUAUCAGCAAUCCGCAACAUAGUUAUGGAGAAGAUGAAACUUGGGGGACCCUCAAUGCGCUUGUUGGAGUUGGUGGAUGAGUUGAAAAGGCAGAGCUCUGGUGGUGAAUUACACCUUAAUGAUGUAAGGAAUGCAGUUUCGACUCUUGCAAGCGAGGGAUUUGUAGCUGUCCAUGGUGACAGUUUGAAAAGAAUAUGAUGGGACGGGAAGGAACCAUGAGAGAAGAAAUGGAGCUGGUUCUUGUGGUUGAUAUGCCACAGCAAAAAUAUCCAAGCUGUGCCUUGCUUACUGAAAGUGCUGCCCCGGUAAUAGUUACAAGUUUUAUUCAAUAUCCAAAUCCCACCUAUCUGGCUAAGCAUGGAGUGCGCUAACAUAAAGUUUCCAAGGUAGGGUGGAUGCGUGUAAAUGCUUUCUGCAGUUCCAAUCUUCUUAGUUGAACGUUCAAAUGUUUCAAGAAUUAGUAAAUUAUCAGACGAAGAAUCAAUGAAAAUCUAGCUGCUUUCUAGCCGUUUGAGGAGAUUGAAA
Messenger RNA from Alnus glutinosa, 2960 nucleotides. RefSeq names its product DNA replication licensing factor MCM4. The transcript is spliced from 18 exons. NCBI's taxonomy places the organism in Eukaryota, Viridiplantae, Streptophyta, Magnoliopsida, Fagales, Betulaceae. Bases 87 to 2633 code for a protein of 848 amino acids. Gene Ontology annotation, molecular function: single-stranded DNA helicase activity; ATP binding; single-stranded DNA binding. The record is from RefSeq and is a predicted model, not a curated record. Gene Ontology annotation, cellular component: nucleus; MCM complex. Gene Ontology annotation, biological process: DNA replication; DNA strand elongation involved in DNA replication; mitotic DNA replication initiation.